AUGCAGCAAAUUGUAAAGCCGCUGGAAAAGAAAUUCAAAAGAGCAAAUUCAAAGUUAGAAUUGUUAAAAGUGGCCAAAACAAGGUUUGCUUCUCACUAUAUUCUUCUUAAGCGUCUUCUUAUGUGUCGUGAAGCUUUAGCAACCACUGUUGUGUUGAAUAGCUGGAAAGAAUGGGUUAAGCAAGGAGAUGAAAACACAAGAAAAAUGGGGGUUUUAGUUGCUGAAAAAAUUGCAAGUGAAAGUUUUUGGGAGGAAGUUGAAAAUGUAGUUAAAAUAACAAAACCAAUUUAUCUUUUGAUUAAGUUUGCCGAUGGAGAAGGACCAAAAAUGGGAGAGUUUAAUGAAAAAAUGGAUGUGAUGCUUGGAGAAGUACAUGAGAUUAUGAAAAGAAAUAAGUAUGAAAGUUGCUACUCUGAAAUGGAAAGAAUAAUUACUGCAAGAUGGACAAAAAUGAAUUACACAAUACAUUGUCUUGGAUUUGCUCUUACCCCAAGAUUUUAUGAUACACAUUAUCUUGCAACACCUGCUCCUGGAGGUGUAGCUAGAAAAGCUCCAGAUCAAGAUAAAGAAGUGGUUACAGCAGUGAUGGAGGCCUUUGAAAAAAUAUCUGAAAAUUCUGAUGAGCAGAAGCUUUUACGUGAUCAAAGUGGCAAAAAAGUGCUUUCUCAACCGAUAAGUAGCUCUUCGGCUGAAAGAUCUUGGAGUACUUAUUCAUAUAUUCAUAGUGUAAAGAGGAACCGACUUAAUUGUGGAAGAGCUGAUAAAUUGGUGUAUAUUCAUUCAAACAUCCGCUUACAAUCACGAUUUUCUGAGAGCUACAAAAAUGGUCCUUUUAAAAAUUGGGAUGUGGAUUAUGAUGACACUUAUUUAGGAGAAACUUCUAUGCGGCUGCACGAUACAAGUUUAGAGUUACCUAAUGAAAUCAAUGAAAGAGUUGAUGAUAAUGAAAAUGCAAGGAGGGGGGCUGCUACUGCUACUCUUAGGAGAGGAAAAAGAUUGAAGAAUUGA
Vicia villosa (hairy vetch) is the source of this 1008-nucleotide messenger RNA. RefSeq lists its product as uncharacterized. Bases 1 to 1008 code for a protein of 335 amino acids. The transcript has 3 exons. The record is from RefSeq and is a predicted model, not a curated record. Lineage: Eukaryota; Viridiplantae; Streptophyta; Magnoliopsida; Fabales; Fabaceae. Gene Ontology annotation, molecular function: protein dimerization activity.